This is a messenger RNA of Pelobates fuscus (common spadefoot toad), 10021 nucleotides long. RefSeq names its product laminin subunit alpha 2 (gene LAMA2). The transcript is spliced from 67 exons. Bases 78 to 9821 code for a protein of 3247 amino acids. The record is from RefSeq and is a predicted model, not a curated record. Gene Ontology annotation, biological process: tissue development; cell adhesion; animal organ morphogenesis. Gene Ontology annotation, cellular component: basement membrane. NCBI's taxonomy places the organism in Eukaryota, Metazoa, Chordata, Amphibia, Anura, Pelobatidae. Gene Ontology annotation, molecular function: signaling receptor binding; extracellular matrix structural constituent.
CCUCACAGCUGCAUUCAUUGAGGAGUAGGGAGGCAAGCAGGGGAGAGGCGUCUCCUCACCGUCUUCUCAUACAGAAAAUGUUUUUCCUUUACCAGUGGGUAAUGGCUCACAGAACUUUUCACAUAGUUUUUCUAACUUUGAUGCUCAGUGGGUGCAUCCAGGCUCAGAAACAAACAGGAUUGUUCCCUGCAGUUCUCAAUCUUGCCUCUAAUGCAAUCAUCACAACCAAUGCAACAUGUGGGGAGAGGGCACCUGAAAUGUUUUGUAAGCUAGUUGAACAUGUUCCUGGACAGCCAAUUAGAAACUCCCAAUGUCGGAUCUGUGACCAGAGGAGCAGCAAUCCUUACCUGCAACAUCCAAUCACCCAUGCGAUCAAUGGAAAGAAUUCUUGGUGGCAGAGUCCAAGCAUCCAGAAUGGGAUACAGAACCAUUUUGUGACAAUUACACUCGAUCUUCGGCAGGUGUUUCAAAUUGCAUAUGUUAUUGUUAAAGCUGCCAAUUCUCCACGGCCCGGAAACUGGAUUUUGGAGCGAUCGCUGGACGGUGUGUCAUACAAGCCGUGGCAAUACUAUGCCCUCAAUGAUGGAGAAUGCCUCAACAGAUAUAAUAUUUUCCCUCACUCUUCCAUCACAAGGGAUGACGAGGUCAUAUGCACUUCUCAUUAUUCAAAUGUUCACCCUGUUGAAAAUGGAGAGAUCCAUACUUCCCUUAUUACCGGAAGACCAAGUGCUGAGGACCCCUCUGAGAUUCUUCUUAAUUUUACUUUAGCCCGCUACAUUCGACUGAGAUUACAGCGGAUUCGAACUCUUAAUGCUGAUUUAAUGAUGCUAGCUGAGAAUGAUCCAGGAGACCUUGACCCCAUUGUUUCAAGAAGGUAUUUCUAUUCAAUAAAAGAUAUUUCUGUGGGAGGUAGAUGUGUCUGCUACGGGCAUGCCAGAAUCUGCCCUCUGAACCCAGCAACAAAUAGAUCAUCUUGUGAAUGUGAGCACAAUACAUGUGGCGAUAGUUGUGAACAAUGCUGCCCUGGAUUCAAUCAAAAACCUUGGAUGGCAGGAACAGCUCUCUCGAACAACGAGUGUGAAUCAUGUAAUUGCCACUGGAAGGCUGAGGAAUGCUAUUAUGAUCAAGAAAUUGCAGACAAGCGUCUAAGUUUGAAUAUUCAUGGAAAAUACAUUGGAGGAGGUGUUUGCAUUAACUGCACAAGGAACACUGCUGGAAUCAACUGUGAAACUUGUGCUGAUGGAUUUUAUCGACCAAAAGGGGUGGCACCAACUCACCCAAAUCCAUGCCGAUCUUGUAGUUGUGAUCCCAUUGGGUCAUUUCACGAUAUUUGUGUCAAAGAUGAAAAGCAAGCUGUAAAAGGUGUGCUUCCUGGAUUCUGUAAUUGCAAACCUGGCUAUGGUGGCGAGAGAUGUGACCAAUGUGCUGUGGGUUACAUUGGCUAUCCGGACUGUUUAAAGUGCAACUGUAGUGCUUUAGGGAGUGCAAAUGAUGAUCCAUGCAUUGAUCCAUGUUUUUGUAAGAGUAAUGUGGAAGGAGCAAACUGUGACCGAUGCAAACAUGGAUUCUUUAACCUGCAACAAAACAAUCCACAAGGUUGUGAUCAAUGCUUUUGUUCCGGAGUUUCAAACAAUUGUAUUAGUUCUCAAUUUGCUUAUUCUCAGGUCACUGAUAUGAAUGACUGGUAUCUUACAAGCAUAUAUGGUAAUGUCAAAGUAGCACCAACAAAGGAUACAUUUGAUGGACCACAACAACUUAGCAUUAAUAAUGAGGAUGCGUACACUCUUGGGCUGCAUGGUGUUUAUUAUUGGGAAGCGCCUAAAUCCUAUUUGCACAACAAAGUUACAGCAGUGGGAGGAGAGCUCACUUACACGAUUUCCUACGACACCUCUGUAAAGGAAGAUGCUGUGACCUUAGGCUAUAAUCCACGGAUCAUUAUUGAGGGUAAUGGCAUGCAAAUUGUAAAUGGGGAUGAAGACAUUCUUUUGAAGCCAUUUGAAGAAUUCACCGAGACAGUGAUUCUACGCCCUGAGUUCUUCAAAUUAUAUGGGACACAGUAUCAAGUCAACAGAAGAGACUUUCUGAUGGUUCUGGCAAACAUAAAGAAACUUCUCAUUCGAGCAACCUAUAGUCAUCAUCUUCAAGCUACCUACAGACUAAGUUCUGUCACCCUAGAACUUGCUGAUCAAUCUUCUUCUGGUGGAAAUAGGGCUUAUGCUGUAGAGCUUUGUCAAUGUCCUCCUGGGUACAGUGGAACCUCUUGUGAAAGAGGGAAUCAAUCUUUUACUUUUAGCAUUUCAUCUACAAGUGUUCCUAAGUCUUGUUUACCAGGUCACAGACGGAUUAAUGGCACACUCUUUGGUGGGAUAUGUGAGCCCUGUGUCUGUUAUGGUCAUGCAAACUCAUGUCAUGAUAUUACUGGAGAAUGUUUGAAUUGUGAGCAUAAUACCUAUGGAAGAUUCUGUGAUUACUGUAUCCCAGGUUUCUAUGGCAAUCCUAGAGAAGGCACAGCUGAGGACUGCCAUCCAUGUGCUUGUCCUCUGACAUUAAAAUCUAACAACUUUAGCCCUACAUGCCACCUGGACAGAAACCGUGGAUUAAUUUGUGAUGCCUGUCCCCCUGGCUAUGCUGGACAACGCUGUGAGAGGUGUGCAAAUGGGUAUUUUGGUCAACCAUCAGUUCCAGGUGGAUCAUGUAAGCCAUGCCAAUGUAGUGGCAACCUUGAUUUAUCAGUUCCUGGCUGCUGUGACAGUGAGACAGGAGCCUGCCUCAAAUGUAGACCAGGAAUAACUGGGGAGUAUUGCAAUACAUGCGCUGACGGUUAUUUUGGAGACGCCCUAGAGGCACGGAAUUGCCAACCAUGCAACUGUCAUAUCAAUGGCUCCAUGUCUUCAACUUGUAACUUUAAAACUGGACAGUGUGAAUGUAAAAAUAAUGUUACAGGACGUCAGUGCGAUGAAUGCUUGCCCAAUUGCUGGUGGGAUUCUGAGAAGCAGAUAUGCUUACCAUGUGGCUGCAGUCCUAGUGGGUCUAUGUCACUGCGUUGUGACAUAACUGGGAGGUGUAUCUGUAAACCAGAGUUCUUUGGGAAGCACUGUGAAUUCCGAAGACAAGGGUAUGACAGAAAAGAUGCUGUUCGGGCAUCCCAGAGUAUCCAAGCCCCACCUAGAAGAUGGAGCCAAACCAGUUCCAGAGGCUGUCCCCGUGGUGCAUACAAACCAACCAUUUUGCCACAAACGUAUGGUCUUCAGUAUUCUAAGGGCUGUAUUCCCUGCAACUGUAACUCGUUUGGUUCCAAAUCUUUUGAUUGUGAUGACAGCGGUCAAUGCAAUUGCCAGCCUGGUGUAACUGGGAAGAAAUGUGAUAGAUGUGGUCACGGAUAUUUUGAUUUUCAAGAAGGAGGAUGUACACCCUGUGAAUGCUCUCAUGUUGGGAAUAAUUGUGAUGCUGACACUGGUCACUGUGUUUGUCCUCCCAAUACUAUUGGAGAACAGUGUGAUAAAUGUGCACCAAACCACUGGGGAUACAGCAUUGUCAACGGAUGCAAGGCCUGUGAUUGUGAUACUCAAGGAUCACUCAGCCUCCUAUGUAAUGCAGACACAGGUUGCUGUUUCUGCCGUCCAAACUUUUCUGGUGACAAGUGUAACUCGUGCAGGUUAGGAUACCGGAAUUUCCCACAAUGCAUUAGCUGUAACUGCAUGUUGGCAGGUAUUGAACCCCAGACCUGUGAUCUUGAAACCAACAAAUGUUCUUGUGCUGAAGGAACAGGACAGUGCAACUGCAAGAGGAACGUGGAAGGGGUCUUAUGUGACAGAUGUAAACCCAGCACAUUUGGACUUCAUGUUGGGAAUCCAGUAGGUUGCAGCAGCUGUUACUGCUUUGGUCUGACUAACCAAUGCACAGAAGCAGAUGGAUUAAUUCGUAUGUGGCAAACAUUGAAACCAGAUCAGAUAGUGCUUGAGUUGGUGGACUUUACACAUCAGCAGAGGACCACAAAAGGGGUGACCUUCCAGCAUCCAGAAAUCGUUGCACUCAUUGAUCAAGUAAAACAAGACUUGCAAUCUGAGCCAUUUUAUUGGAAACUCCCACAACAGUUCGAAGGCAGAAAGCUAACAGCAUAUGGUGGCAAAUUGAAAUAUGCUAUUUACUUUGAAGCACGGGAUGAAUCUGGGCCUUCAACAUAUGAACCUCAGGUUAUCAUCAGAGGUGGUCCCCAAGCUAAUCAUAGAAUCAUAGUCAGACAUAUGGCCGCCCCUCAAAAUGGUCAGCUGACAAGACAUGACAUUGAGAUGACUGAGCAUGAAUGGAAAUAUCUUGGAUCUCUGGACAGAAACUCUGUAACCCGUGAGGACUUCCUGGAUGUUCUUUAUGACAUUCACUAUAUCCUGAUUAAGGCCUCCUAUGGCAGCAUAUUAAGACAAACCAGGAUUUCUGAAAUUUCUCUAGAAGUGGCAGAACAAGGAACUUCUUUUACCAUGAGUCCAAAAGCUUAUUUGAUCGAGAAAUGUGAAUGCCCUCCAGCAUAUUCUGGUCUUUCAUGUGAGACAUGUUCUCCAGGAUUCUACAGAAUUGCUCCGCCAAACCCCGGCAGACGCCCUGGCCCUGCACUUGGGACCUGUGUGCCUUGUGAGUGCAAUGGACACAGUGACAUGUGUGAUGCUCAGACUUCUGUUUGUCAGGCAUGCAAGCACAACACAGCAGGGGAUCACUGUGAAACAUGUGCAUCAGGAUUUUAUGGAACGGUCAGAGGUUCUCCAGAUGAUUGUAAGGCAUGUGCUUGUCCCUUACAAAUUCCCAGCAACAAUUUCAGCCCCACGUGUGUCACGCAAGGAACAAACGAUUACCGAUGUACAGCUUGUCCUCUGGGGUAUGAAGGCCAGUUCUGUGACAGAUGUGCAUCUGGUUAUACUGGUAACCCAGGUGUACCUGGGGGCUCCUGCCAAGAAUGUGAGUGUAACCCUUAUGGAUCAUUGUCUAUGAUCUGUCAUCCAACAACUGGUCAAUGCACGUGUAGAGCUGAGGCAACAGGGCCCAAGUGUGCUGGCUGCACUGAUCGGCAUGUGCGGGAGGGUCCACUGUGUGUAUUUUGCGAUGAUGAAUGUACAGGACUGCUUCUUAAUGACUUGGAUCAGCUAAACCAGAUGGCCAUAAGCGUCAAUCUUUCUGGCCCACUGCCUCCACCUUACAUAAUGCUGUUUGGGUUCGAAAAUGAAACACAGGAAUUCAAGCACUUACUGUCACCUCAACGAGCUCCUGAAAGACUGCUCCAGCUGGCAAAAAAUAACCAACAAACUCUUGUCAUAGAGAUGGAUGAGCUACUGAACAGGGCAGCUAAGGUGACGGCAGAUGGGGAGCAGACUGGAAAGGAUGCAGAAAGGACACACGAAAGGGCAAAACAACUGGGAGAUUUUGUGAACGUGACUCUCCAGGCAGCAAAGGAAAUACAUGAUAAAGCUGUAAAACUGAAUGAAACAUUGGGUUUCCAGAACAAAACACAAGAUAAGAGUUUUCAGGAAUUGCAAAGGGAUGUUGACAAGAUGAUGGAAGAACUUAGAAAAAGACAUUUCAACACUCAGGAGAGCAUACCUGAAGAUGAAUUGAUAGCUGCAACUAGUCUCCUGAAUAAGAUGAAAAAACUUUUUCAGGAUCCUCAUGACAGAAAUAAAGAGCUACUUUCUGAUGUGAGGGAAAAGUUAGAUAAGUUUCAAGAAAAGCUGGAUGAUGCUUGGAAUCUGCUUCAAGCAGCUCGAAAGAAAAUUAAAGAUACAGAUCAACUAUCUUCUGUGAACCAGCGUAAUAUGACAGAGUUAGAGCAAAAGAAGCAACUUGUUGAGAAGCUCAAGAAAGAAACAGAACAUGUUGUCAAGGAUGGAGAAGACAUUAUGUCCGAAGUCAAUAAUGCAGCACAAAACGUCAAUGAAGCUGAAAAUGACUUGGCUGACAUGGAUAAAGAGCUUUCACCACUGGCAGAGAAUCUUGAUGCAAAAAUUAAGAAUUUGACGGAUGAAAUUGAGACAAGGGAUCUUCCAUUGCAAAUAUGGAGAGCAGAAAGCCAUGCAGUUCAAUUAAUGGAAUCUUCAGGGACAUUAGAUCAAAUCCUCGCUGAAGCCAAAAACCUCUCAUUUAAUGCAACCGUGGCUUUCAAUGCUUACAGCAAUAUCAAAGAUUUAAUUGAUGACGCAGAAGAUACUGCAAAAAAAGCAAAAGCUAAAGCCAAUGAAGCUAUGAAUCUGGUGAUUGGCCCCCAAGGAUCAUUAAAAGAUGAAGCAAAGACUGCGAUUCAAAAAAGUGUCCGGGGUCUAACUAAUGCAAAGACAAAAUCUCAUGAGUUGAAAGAAAAUGAGAAUGAACUUGCUGGCAUGAAAAACAGACUGCAAAAUGCUGAUGAGAAAAACCAAAACCUGCUGAAGGCAUUAAAUGACACAUUUGGAAAACUUACAUUGAUCCCCACUGAUACGGCAGUAAAGAUACAAACAGCUAAAGACAAAGCUAAGCAUGCUAAUGAUACUUCUAACGAGGUCCUUGAACGUAUUAAGGAUCUCAAUCUCAAUCUACUGGGUCUUAAACAGAACUAUAGUGCACUGAAAGAUGAUGUGGCUAAAACCAAUGCUGUUGCCAAAGACCCUGUUGAAAAUGUUUUGGAUGCAGAUGACAAGGUCAAACGCCUUGAAAAGGAGGCAGAUCGAUUACUGGAUAAACUUAAACCUAUCAAGGAACUCCAGGAAAACAUUGGGAAAAACAUCUCUCAGAUUAAAGAGCUGAUCAAUCAAGCACGCAAACAAGCCAACUCAAUCAAAGUCUCUGUAUCUUCUGGAGGGGACUGCAUUCGCACCUAUAAACCUGACAUUAAGAAAGGAAGAUAUAACACAAUUGUACUAAAUGUGAAAACACCAGCCCCAGACAAUCUGCUGUUUUACCUUGGAAGCAAUAAAUAUACUGACUUCUUAGCCAUUGAGAUGCGGAAGGGUAAAGUCAACUUCUUGUGGGAUGUUGGGUCAGGGGUUGGACGUGUUGAAUAUCCAGAUUUAAACAUCAAUGACCAGAAUUGGUACAGGAUCGAAGCUUCGAGAUCUGGAAUCAAUGGUACAAUUUCUGUCCAAGCAUUAGAGGGUCCGGGUGUAGCCACACUGCCUGCUGUGUACAGUUCUGCCUCACUGCCUGGUUAUACAAUUUUGGAUGUGGAUGCAAAUGCCCUACUUUUUGUUGGUGGCUUGACCGGUAAAGUAAAGAAAGCGGAUGCUGUUAAAACAACAACAUUCUAUGGUUGUAUGGGAGAAACAUUCCUAGACAGCAAGCCUAUUGGUCUAUGGAAUUACCGGGACCGAGAAGGUGACUGCAAGGGAUGCUCUAUAAGUCCACAGAUUGCAGACAGUGAGGGGACAGUCCAAUUUGAUGGAGAUGGAUACGCUAUAGUCAGCCGUCCAGUUCGAUGGAACCCUAAUAUUUCAACAAUAAUGUUCAAGUUCAAAACAUUCUCUUCAAAUGCGCUUCUUAUGUACCUGGCAACAAGGGACUUGAAAGAUUUUAUGAGUGUCGAGUUGAGCGAUGGGCGUGUAAAAGUUAGCUAUGAUCUGGGAUCAGGCACAGCCUUUACAGUUAGCAACAAGAACCAUAAUGAUGGGAAAUGGAAAUCUUUCACCCUCUCCAGAAUACAGAAACAAGCUAAUAUUUCAAUUUUGGAUAUGGAUACCAAUGAGGAAGACAAAAUAGGUAUAACUUCUUCCGGAAGUAACUUUGGUCUUAAUUUGAAAUCAGACGAGAAGAUAUAUUUUGGUGGACUACCAGUAAUUGAAAACCUAAGUAUGAAAGCCAGGUCAGAAGUUAAUUUAAAAAAAUAUGCCGGCUGCAUGAAAGAUAUUGAAGUUUCACGAACACCAUAUAAUUUACUAAGCAGUGCUGACCAUAUUGGAUUGACAAAAGGAUGUCUUCUUGAGAAAGUGUAUGUAGUAAGUUUUCCAAAGCCUGGAUAUGUGGAGUUGCCACCAGUGUCCCUGCCUGCUGGUACAGAGAUUACCUUGUCAUUCAGCACAAAAAAUGAAUCCGGAAUGAUCUUGUUUGGCAAUGGAGGGAAUUCAAGAAGGAAACGUAGACAGAGCAGCCAGAUUUAUUAUGCACUUGUUCUAAGGAAGGGAAGAUUAGAAGUUUCUAUCCCUGGUGCCAAAGAAAUUCAUAGAAUCACCAUCAGACCUGAGAAAGGAGAAUUCCAUGAUGGCAAAGAACAUUCUGUUCGAAUAGAAAGAUCCAAAAACGCAUUUACUGUGCAAGUCGAUGAGGACAAAAUCCAGACACUGAGAUUACCGGCAAGUCAGUCCAUUAAUGUAACCAAGCUUUUUGUGGGAGGAAUACCAGCUGAUAAGCAAGCAACUUUGUUCAAGAAUAUUCCACCAUUUGAGGGGUGCAUUUGGAAUCUCCUUAUCAACGCUGUACCAAUAGACUUUUCUCAGCCUGUAUCAUUUGAGAAUGCUGAAAUUGGGCAUUGCCCCACCCUGUUGCCAGAGAGAAUUACUGAGGAAGAUGGUGACAGGGACAGAAAUGCUACACAAUCACUGAUCCUACCUGAAACUGGCCGUGACGAUAAAGCCUCCACAACUGCUUCACCAAAGGUCACUCCUGCUCCUCUGCCUGCCAUUCCUCCCACAGAGCCUGACACCACAGAACUGAAGAAUGCCAACAUUUCUGAUCCCCAUGCCACAACGGGUGUGUGUGUAGCUGAUGUACAACCAGUUACCUUGACAGGUGGGAAACAGUUUGGUCUUUCCAAGAACAGCCAUGUUGCAUUUGCCUUUGAUGAUACCAAAGUGAAGAACACCUUGUCAAUUGAACUUGAACUUCGUACAACGGCAGAAUCAGGGCUAGUUUUCUACAUGGCUCGCAUAAACCAUGCCGAUUUUGCUACAAUUCAGAUAAAAGAAGGAAUGGUUCACUUUAGGUAUGACCUUGGAAAUGGAGACACCAGCACAUUUAUUCCUCUUAAAAUUAAUGAUGGAGAAUGGCAUAAGAUAAAUAUAUUUAGGACGAAGCAGAAAGGGUUCCUGUAUGUUGACAGCUUUUCAAACAGCACUACCAGCCCAAAGAAAGCAGACAUCCUGGAUGUGGUCGGAAUGCUUUAUGUUGGAGGGCUGCCUGUUAAUUAUACUACCAAAAGAAUUGGACCGGUAUUAUAUAGCAUUGAUGGUUGUAUUCGUAAUUUUAGAAUGUUGGAAGGUUCUACAGAUCUGGGGAAUCCAACAUCUAGCUUUAAUGUUGGCUCAUGCUUUGCCAAUCCACAGAAAGGAACAUAUUUCAGUGGCACAGGAUUUGCAAAGACAGUUGGAACAUAUAAAGUUGGCAUGGAUGUAUUAAUAGAACUGGAAUUUCGCACAGUCCGAACCACAGGAGUCUUGCUUGGAAUCAGUGGGAAAAAGAUGGAUGGGCUUGGCAUUGAACUGGUUGAUGGCAAACUUCUUUUCCAUGCAGAUAAUGGUGCUGGUCGAUUUACUGCCACUUAUGAACCAGAGACUCCAGGUAGCUUAUGUAAUGGGCAGUGGCAUAGAGUGGUGGCAAACAAGAUUAGAUAUCGCCUAGAGUUGAUAGUUGAUGACAACAAAGUUGAAGCAUCAAGCACAAAUGCUGCAUCAACAUCUGCAGAUACUAAUGAUCCAGUUUAUGUAGGAGGAUAUCCUGAAGGGGUGGAGCAAUUUGGCCUGACGACCAAUGUGAGUUUUAAGGGUUGUAUUAAAAAUCUCAAACUUACAAAAGGCACAGUCAAACCUUUGGAAAUCAACUUCAGCAAAUCGUUGGAGAUAAAAGGAGUCCAGCCUUUAACAUGCCCUGGGGAAUGAUACUAGUUAUUUUGACCAAUAACAAAUGAAUGGCAUACUUUUGAUGUCUUUUGACAAACACACACAAUAAUAUCUGCCAUGUUUACAUGGCAACCCCAUACAGAAUUAAAAAAAUAAAUAAAGGUGUUAUAUCCUAUAUUUUAUUGUAGUUCACAUAAUUCUUUUUCCCAUAUGUUAAAUAAAAUAAGCAUUUCUGCAAA